UUAGUUCGUCGUUGAUGUGUUGCUAUGACAUAAGUCUUAUAAGGUUUUAAGUGGAAAACCUGCUGGAAAAAGUUUGCAUAUACUUUCUGUUAAAAUAUAAAGAAAAUGGCCGAGAGUUCUAAUGCUUCAAAACCACAUGGAGCAUCUUCAAGUGCUUCUAGCGUCCAGGAGUACAUUGUGAAGAUGCCAAAGAAUAAAAACAAGAAGUUUAAUGUGAUGCGAUUCAAUAGUUCUCAGAAGAUAGAUGUCGCCAAAUGGACUUCGGUAAAAAUGGAGCGAGAAAACAAUUUGAAAGAGUUUAAAUCAGAGGAAGAUUUACCAAAGUAUGGAGCUGGGAGUGAAUUUGGUAGAGAGCAGAGAGAAGAAUCUCGACGGAAAAAGUAUGGGAUUAUUUCUAAGAAAUAUAAUCCUGAUGACCAACCUUGGAUUUUAAAACUUGGAGGAAAAGGAGGAAGAAAGUAUAAGGGAAUUCGUGAAGGAGGAGUCACUGAAAAUGCAUCUUACUACGUUUUUACUCAAGCAGCAGAUGGAACUUUUGAAGCAUAUCCGGUUGAAGAGUGGUACAAUUUUACUCCUAUUCAGCGCUACAAAGCUCUGAGCGCUGAAGAAGCUGAAGAGGAAUUUGGGAGAAGAGACAAAGUGUUGAAUUAUUUUACCAUCAUGGUCCGGAAACGUUUACAGAAGGAAACCCCGGAUGAUGAUGAAGUGGAUGGGGAACAGAAAAGUAACAAGAAGAAAACAAAAAAGCAACCCAAAGAAUUU
Uloborus diversus is the source of this 762-nucleotide messenger RNA. Its product is annotated as general transcription factor IIF subunit 1-like. Gene Ontology annotation, molecular function: DNA binding; RNA polymerase II general transcription initiation factor activity; TFIIF-class transcription factor complex binding. The transcript has 6 exons. The record is from RefSeq and is a predicted model, not a curated record. Gene Ontology annotation, biological process: transcription initiation at RNA polymerase II promoter; positive regulation of transcription elongation by RNA polymerase II. NCBI's taxonomy places the organism in Eukaryota, Metazoa, Arthropoda, Arachnida, Araneae, Uloboridae. Gene Ontology annotation, cellular component: transcription factor TFIIF complex; nucleus. The annotation marks the transcript as partial.